Molecule: messenger RNA, 3966 nt
Organism: Eublepharis macularius
Lineage: Eukaryota; Metazoa; Chordata; Lepidosauria; Squamata; Eublepharidae
Gene: RFLNA
Product: refilin A
Exons: 4
Coding region: 288-950 (220 amino acids)
Biological process (GO): negative regulation of chondrocyte development; actin filament bundle organization; negative regulation of bone mineralization involved in bone maturation
Cellular component (GO): actin filament bundle
Molecular function (GO): filamin binding
Source: RefSeq, a predicted model, not a curated record
GCCGCCGCCGCCUCACUCGGGCUCGCUCUCGCCGCCCGCGCGCAGCGCUCCGUCCCGGCCGGGGAGCCCCAGGCGCGCCGCGGAGCCAGGCAGGCGGGCAGGCGGGCGGGCGCUCGGCGCGAAACCAGCUGGAGCUAAACGGGACAGCAACGGAAGGUGCCGGUCAGAACUGGAAGAACAAGGGCUGAUUGCAGACCCCUUCGCACCCCCUGCUCUGCUCGCCUCCCUACAAGAGGAGGUGGAUUUUCAUCAGCUUGGCUGCCUUCGCCCUCACUCCCCCCCCAGUCAUGGUGGGUCACCUGCACUUGCAAGGAAUGGAAGAAAGCCUGAAGGAGAAGAACCGGGAGGGUUUGCUGGAUAGCCCGGAUUCUGGGCUGCCCCCCAGCCCCAGCCCCCCUUUUUACUCCUUGUCUCCAGGCAUCAUUGAAAACAGAGCCGGGGGCAGCAGCUCAGCCGCAGAUCUCCCUGGACAUGGGCACAGAAAGGAUGCCAAAGAGGGGAGAGUGAUCCCUUACCUUCUUCUGAAUGCCUCCGCACCAGAAAUGAGGCCUCGGAUGUAUCCUGUGUUUUUUGGUGAAAGCAUUGAGGUCAACCCUGAACCGGCACAAGAAAUAAGGUGCAACUCCGAGGUAAAAUACGGCUCUGAGCGACAUUACAAGGACGACGUGUUCUAUUGCCCGAUCCCCACCGUCACCACCUACAGCGAGACGGUCAUCGCUGCCCCCAAUUGCACGUGGCGGAACUACAAGUCUCAACUCAUCUUCGAGCCGCGCCAGAAGCCCCUCCGGUUCCAGAGCACAACCAUCAUCUUCCCCAAACAUGCCAAGAACAUUUACCGGACCACUCUCAACUAUAGCCUGGGAUGUGCCAAACGAUGGUUUGCCUCGAGUGUGCAGCUUGAGCUCUGUGAGGAGAACAGCCCCUGCAUCGUCUACACUGGAAACCUUUAAUACAGUAUUCUGCCUGCCGGGGGUGGGGGGGGGAGCCCUUAACCAAAGCAUAAGGUUUAGGCCUGCAUUGGAGGUACAGCCUUUCUGGACUGCCAGCCAUGGCUGAGGGCCUCUGUUCACCACCUCCAGGGCCUUUAACUUUCACACGCAGCCUUGGAGGCACACGGUUCAAAUGUUUUUCCCCCCUGCUCUGAGAAGAAGCCAAGGGAGCGAAUUGUCUUCAUAUGUAAAGUGGCUAAGGUUUUGAUUUUUCCUACCUUGAAUCCAAUCUGUUCAAUUCACACUUAAAUGCAACCUAAAGCCCUUCAGUUAUUCAGUUGCCUUUUUUUAAAAAAAAGUGCCGUUUUUUUAUAAGCUUCUGAGGGCCCUCUCUGUAGUGUGUAGAAUUCUGCCAAGCAUUUCUUCAGAGAUGAUGGUGACGUCAAAGAAGAAGAUUUAGCUGACGGAGACGUCAAAGCGAUGAUGUUUUGCCGUACGGAACUUUGGUUUCAUCCUGAGAGCGUAUCUGGUUAGAUGGCUGCGGUCAUGGUUAACGUAAACAGAUGGCCACGAAGAGGAUAAAGGAAAGGCAAAUGGAGAUUUUUGUACAGUAGUUGAGGUGCUUGUGAACCAGAAACCAGCUGCUUCUGUUGCCUUAGCAAGUAACUGUGUAUAUAGAAGAAGCCAAGAAGAGCAUUCUUUUCUGAGGUAGCUGUAACACAUAGACAAUGUCUGAAAGCGAAGUGUAAGGCUGUGUAGGGUAAGAGUUUUCAUGUGAACUCAUUCCUGCAGGAGGCUGUGUUUUUGACAAUCGUUUGCUCUAAAUAAUUGUAAGAUGACAGCUUUUAAUGAGACAGUGUAUUGGACCAAAGGAUCUUUUAAAAUGCUUUGUGGUAAUGCCACGUUUCCCUAAAUAUGGAGCUACAUUCUGUGGGAGCAUGAGGAUGUGGGGGAAUUGCAUUUGCUUGGACUGGCAAUGUUGCAAACUUAGCCUGAGGUAGAUGAAUAGGAGAGGAAGAAACUGCGUGAAGAUGCAGGACAAAGGGGAAGGGACUGGAUUUGAACGUUGUGGCUUAAUUGUGCAUAGUGUACAAUUAGAAGAAGUCAUGCAUGCGGUACACAGCAAUGAUGUAGUAGUUGCCAUUAUACUGCCUAGAAAGAUUAUGUUUUUAAAUAGGAAAUGAUCACCAGUUAAGCCAGUUGCAUAUCCAAUGUACAACAAUGAUUUGAUCUCCAAUAUACGAAAAAGAGAGAUUGUGCUUCUGAACAUAGAACAAUAUGCAUUUAAGCUGAUUGUGUACAUAAUACACAACUAGAGAUGGGCAUGAACCUAAAUACAAACCUAAGUUUGGCACAAACCGGGCCGGUUCAGGGUUCACGAACCGGUAAUUCGUCAGAGCCCAUUUCUGAUGAACUGCCAGGAACUUUAGGCCGGUUCGUUUGGUUCAUUUUUCGGUUCGUCACUGCAGACAGCCUGGCGCUGAUCAGUCAGUUUCCUAGCCAUCGGGGGAUGGGUUUUCUGCAGACCUUCUGCUGACCUGGAAGUGACCUUCUGCUGACCCGGAAGUGCCAUUUUUCACAAACCAAGUGAACUGGUUCACAAACCGGGGCAGGUUUGUGAAAGUUUGUGGUUUGUGAAACGUGGCAAACCACGAACCGCAUGGUUCAUUUCCCCCCCAAUUUGUGCCCAUCUCUAUUCACAGAAGCAGACAUUGGGAGAACUGACCGUUGCAGGAAUUGCAUAUCUGCAAAAAUGUUUGAAACUCUACUGAUGCCAAUUCAUAGUAAUGAAGUAAUAUCCUUGAAAAUAAAUGGGAAUUUUUCACAUGUCCCUAGACGCAUGUAGAUUCCAACUGGUUUGGCAAAAUCCAUGCCACAACAUGACAGGAGAAUUCAGUUCUUCAUGUGUAGCUUGGAGGGGAUCCAUGGUAAAGCUUGUCUGUUGUAAAUUUAGAAAAAUAUAUGAUUUGUUAAAUAUAGAAUGGAAACCGAGUAUGAAAAGCUCUGUGUGGCAAAGGGAACAUCCCCUGAACGCCUGUCUUCACAAUCUGGACCACUCUGGCUGGGCUACUUUUUCGGGCCUUUAAGACUAGUUCACAAGUUACAGUGAAUGCAAGUAUAUCCUGCAUGUACGUGUAUAAAUCUGUUGGUAAGACAGACCCAAUGCAUCUUCACUUUACAAACGAAACCAGGGACCAGUACCUGGAUAAAUGUGCAGCUUAAGUUCCACUCUCUGCUCUACAUCCCUUGAAUGUAACACAAGAAUUGCUCAAUGCACAUAUAAUGAACAAUCAAGUGUACAGUGUACAACAGAUCGUACGUGCGUUGAAUCACAGUAACUUGUGAACAGGGCUUAAGAAAACCAAGUGAGGCCUAACUUCUGCACGCUAAGUCGGAUGCCAUGAAAUUCUUUUAUUUAAAAGCCUUGUUGCGUGGCGGAAUACAACUCCGGUUUUUUUAAAAAAAACAGUGGAAGGCAUCGUCUUGACCAGGUUUUAAAUUCAUUGGAAAGAUGUCUUUGGUUUAAUUUCCGUGUCAGAGGGACAUAAUACGUUCACACAUCUUAUUUAAGGCUAGAGAACUGACACUAUUGAAUAAAUGCAGGCAGUCAUUUAGCAAGUGCUAACUUUGCUAUAAAGGUGGAACGCAGAAAACAGUUUUAUCGGUAGCAACUAUAAAACUGCAUGAACUACUUGCUAAUCUGAGGCAUAGUUCACACAAACAACUGAAGAGGAGGUGGUAAAGCUGUUCUUGGAUCAUUCUAUCCAGUCUGCAGGUUGAAAUCAAAGGCUUAUAUGGGGGAGGAAAUCUCUGCAUGGCGAAAGACAGCGUAUCAGGGAGAAUGUUAUUCAGAAGUAUUCAGAAGUAAUACUGAAUCAGGGCCGGCGCCACCAUUGAGGCGGUGAGGCGGGUGCUGCAGGCACUGAGGCACCGAAGGGUGCUGGAGGAGGUGCCGGGGGCGGAGGCACGCACCACGGAGCUGGCGUGCCUGUCCUGCAGCUGCUGCAGCCAGCCAACCCCGCGCCGCUGCCACCAC